Parascedosporium putredinis is the source of this 1017-nucleotide messenger RNA. The record is from the annotation of a GenBank genome assembly. Lineage: Eukaryota; Fungi; Ascomycota; Sordariomycetes; Microascales; Microascaceae.
AUGUCUCGUACAACUACUGCACUGGCCUUGACCGAGGUCGGCGGCCCUUUUGAGAUGCGGCAAAUACAGCUUGAUACUAUCCGCCCCGAUGAGGCCCUCAUCGAGAUCCAUGCCACAGGUAUCUGCCAUACGGAUAUCUCCUUUGCCAAUGGCACCCUGCCUGGAAAGGCUGGCGCAAUUCUCGGGCAUGAAGGUGGUGGAGUCGUUCUCCAAGUAGGACCCGAUGUCACCAACGUCGCUCCCGGCGACAAGGUUCUACUCUCCUUUUCUCACUGCGAAACCUGCGGGCCAUGCAAGUCGGGCCACCCAGCAUACUGCCAUGACUUCAACCAAAGGAACUUCCCCGGCGCCCGAGCCGACGGCACCGCGGCCUUGAAGAGCUUGGACGGUUCCGAGCCCCUGUUUAGUUCCUUCUUCGGCCAGAGCUCUUUUGCGAGACACACAUUAGUACACAAGUCAUGCCUAGUCAAGACGGGCGCCGGCGCGGUGAUGAAUACGCUUGACGUCAAAGAGGGCAGUACCUUGGCGGUUUUCGGCGCUGGCUCGGUCGGCAUGAGCGCCAUCAUGGCAGCUAGGCUGGAACUAGCGAAGCGCCUAGGUGCUACCCAUGGCGUGCUAGGGUCCGGAAACGUGGUUGAGGAGAUCCGCAAGCUCUGCCCUCCUGUCGGCGUGGACUUUGCCGUCGACUGCACGGGAAGCACCAAAGUGAUUGAGAACAUGAUUGAGAGUCUCGGCACGCGCGGAAAGGCGGCUACGGUGGGCGCCCCUGGCUUCGGUGCCAAGGUGAGCGUGGACGUGAUGUCGCACCUUACCUCGGGGAGGAGUUACAUGGGCUGCUGCGAGGGCGACAGCCUCCCGUCCCAGUUUGUUCCCCACCUGAUUGAACUCCACGCGCAGGGCAAGCUGCCGCUGGAUGAGAUGAUUACGGUUUAUGAUAUGAAGGAUUACCAAAAGGCGUUGGAUGAUACACAUGCUGGGAAAGCGCUCAAGGCCGUGCUUGUUUGGAGACAGUCGUAA